UUCAUUUGUUUAUCCAGUACGCGAAAACCUGUGGAGGAGUUUGUUGUCAGUAGCCAUCACGUAGAUUAGUUAAAUGUUGAGUUUGACUGUUCAGUGUAUAUGUUGCUGUACAUAAUUUCGAGUCCACAAUACAUAUGGUUAUGUACUUGAUAACAAAAAGCUUCUAUGUUUAUUUUCAAGUGUCACGAACGUUAUUAUCCACAAUUUGACAGCUGCGUGUGUGAAAUUUCGAAAAGCUUGUGUUAGUUGUAAGGAAUAUGAAGAGAAGAAAUGCCGAAUGUGGCAAACUUCGUAGACCUGUCAAACGAAAUAAAAUAACGGAGGGUAUUUAUGGAAGUACGUUGCUAUAUUUAAAGUUCCUCGUGGUAUGGGGUGUAGUGCUGCUAGCUGAUUUUAUUUUGGAGUUCAGAUUUGAAUUCCUCUUGCCGUUUUGGCUACUUCUUCGAAGUGUUUACGACUCGUUCAAGUUCCAAGGCUUGGCAUUUUGUAUAUUUUUUAUUUGUGUUGCUGUGACGUCAGAUAUGCUCUGCUUCUUCUUCAUCCCAGUUCACUGGCUCUUUUUUGCAGCCAGUACUUACGUAUGGGUACAAUAUGUGUGGCACACAGAGAGGGGCAUUUGUUUGCCUACUGUCAUUCUGUGGUUCCUGUUUGUCUAUGUUGAAGCAGCAGUGCGACUUCGAGAUAUCAAACAUCUUCCAUUUCACUUGGAUUUGUGCAGGCCGUUUGCAGCCCAUUGCAUUGGCUACCCAGUCGUGACUCUUGGAUUUGGAUUUAAGAGCUACGUUGGAUACCGAAUGCGGCAGCGGAAGCAGAAGGAAGUAGCAAAAGAAAACGAAUUCUACAUGCAGUUGCUUCGACAAGCUCUCCCAUUAGAGCAGCAUGAGACACACCAGCAUUUACUACCACAACAGCACCUCCUGCAACAGCAGAAACAUCACCAGACUUGCCACGCAACUUGUCUUGAGAAGAACAAAGGUCAUACAUCACAGAAUGAUUCUGCAAUGUCUAAUGGAAUUGUUCACAAUGGUACAUCACACUCUCACACAUCUUCUGCAAAAAAUAACCACAGAAAGUCUUUAGACAAAGGGGAGAGAGAUAAGUCUAUGGAACAAGAUAGCAAACUUACAGCAGAAAAAGGUCAUAAGUACUCAUGCGGUCAUGGAGGUAUUCCAACAGAUCUGGACUACAUAGAAAGAGUAGGGGUUAAAUCACUUGAUCGAAGCCCUGGAGCAACUCGGAAGUCCGGAGGCUCCAAUUUUAUAUUUAAAAGGUCGGUGAAUGAUUUUGAUGUAAAUGAGGUUGAAAAAGACAAAAGUGCAAAAAUAUCUGUUCAGUCCUUGAAGACUAAUUCUUCAAGUAGAUGGAGCAGUAAUCAAUCCCGUGAAAAUGCUCAGCGUGAAAGAAAAAAUAAAGUUAACCGUGAUGUUAAUCGUGAAAAUGCAGAAGGCAGUGUAUCAUGUAAAGACGAGUAUUAUGCAAGGUUAGAAGCUGAUGUAAGAAGGUUCAAAGUUGAUCUGCAGCUGAGCAGACAAGUAGAACAGGAACUGCGUAGCCAGAUAAGCACACUUGUAUCUGGCGAGCAGAGUGUUAAAAACGAGCUUUCUCAGCUUCAGCAGGAUAAUGAUAACCUUCAGUCAAAGCUCCAUGGUUUAGUCACUGCUAGACAGUCUGACAAGCAGACAAUUUCUCAACUAGAACGUCGAUUACAAGAGGAAAGGCGGUUACGGGGCUCAUUUGAAGCGCAGCUGACAGCAGAAAGAAAAGCAAAGAAGGCUGAGGAGGCAGUGGCAGCACGGGCUGUUGCUAUGGCAGCAGUAUCUAACAAAAAUGAAUGCACAGAAAGCUGUCGUGCAAGGAGAAGAGACCUCGAGGCUGAAGGGAAACAAUUGAGGCGGGAGCUGAAGCUGAAAGAUGAGCGGUUCCUUGCUGCGGAAAGGGAAAUGCAGACAUUGCGGCAGUACAAAGAGACACACAAUGAGUCUGAAAUACUUAUGUCUGCCCUUUCUGCAAUGCAAGAUAAAAAUGCACAUCUGGAAAACAGCCUGAGUGCAGAAACUCGAAUAAAGUUAGAUCUCUUCUCAGCAUUAGGAGAAGCGAAACGACAGCUGGAGAUUCGAGAAAAUGUCAUUCGAGCUCAAGAAAAAGAAAUCGAACAGCUGAAAUGCAAGAUCGCACAGGUUUUAGCAAUAAUGCCCACUGAUUCAUUUGGUCCAGAGCAGCCUAGUUGCCCUGGAACAUCAAAACUGUGUGUAAUAGAGACUCAGAGCUCGUGUGUCACUUGCAAUGUCUCUAAUUUAGAUCCGAAUGCUACUGCUUAUACGCCAAAGAACAGUCUUAUAGCUUCCACUAAAGGGUGAAAUGUGAUAUGAAUGUUUUGGAAUUGUCUUUUAGCAAUGUCAAAUUCUUAGUGUCUUUAUUCUCACAAUUUUUGUGUUGUGAACAAUCACAGUAAAAUUCUUGAAUAAGUACUACAUCAUUCUGAAGAAAUGGAAGUUAUUUAAUACUAGGAAAGCUUUUUAUAACAUCAGUUACCAAAAUCUGUAUGUCUUUUUUUUAUUAGUUUUUUCGUUAUUUAUACUUACAGAGACUGCAUUUUGUUUGAAC
Molecule: messenger RNA, 2604 nt
Organism: Schistocerca serialis cubense
Lineage: Eukaryota; Metazoa; Arthropoda; Insecta; Orthoptera; Acrididae
Product: macoilin-1
Exons: 14
Coding region: 258-2357 (699 amino acids)
Biological process (GO): neuronal signal transduction
Cellular component (GO): rough endoplasmic reticulum membrane
Source: RefSeq, a predicted model, not a curated record